GAGGUUCAAGGGUUUUCUAGCACAUUUUGGCGGAAAACCUCAGCGUAGUAACUCACACUACACUCUUCCGCCCGAUUAUCUCUCGAUCAUUUCUCUGUGCCCUAGCGCCUCUUCCGCCGCCGCUGCUGCCAACCACCGUUUCUCUCGCCGCUCCCGGUACCGAUCGAGCCUUCUCCGGCCAAGUUCAGAUUCUCACGAGCUUCGUCAGGAGUACAUCUUCUGUUGCUGGAUUUAGUUCUCGCGUGUGAACAUUUUCGGAAUAUUUUGAAUCCAAAAAAUCAUGCACGCGCCAGUUCUCGUUCUCCAGGACUCUUUGAAACGGGAGUCUGGAGCUAAAGUGAGAUAUGCUGUUAUUCAGGCAGCAAAGGCUGUUGCUGAUGUAGUCCGUACAACACUGGGACCCAGGUCCAUGCUAAAAAUGCUUCUCGAUGCUCAAGGAGGAAUUGUUGUUACCAAUGAUGGAAAUGCUAUAUUACGUGAAUUAGACCUUGCUCACCCAGCUGCGAAGUCAAUGAUUGAAUUAAGUCGCACCCAAGACCAAGAAGUGGGGGAUGGAACAACAUCUGUCAUCAUUCUUGCUGGUGAGAUGCUUCAUGUUGCUGAUGCAUUCAUUGACAAAAUUCACCCUACAGUUAUUUGCCGAGCAUAUACCAAAGCUUUGGAGGAUGCUAUUGCUGUUCUUGACAAAAUUGCAAUGCCUAUUGAUGCUCAGGAUCGAGGUAUAAUGCUGGGGCUAGUAAAAAGCUGCAUAGGUACCAAGUUCACAGGUCAAUUUGGGGAUUUAAUUGCUGAUUUAGCUAUUGAUGCUACUGCAACAGUAGGUGUUGAAAUUGGCCAAGGUUUGAGAGAUGUAGAUAUUAAAAAUUAUAUUAAGGUUGAAAAGGUUCCUGGGGGACAGCUGGAGGAUUCUAGAGUACUCAAGGGAGUUAUGAUAAACAAAGAUGUGGUUGCACCUGGCAAAAUGAGGAGAAAGAUUGUUAACCCACGCAUCAUUCUUCUUGAUUGUCCCCUUGAGUAUAAAAAGGGUGAAAACCAAACAAAUGCUGAACUGCUCAAAGAAGAAGACUGGAAUCUCUUGUUGAAGAUGGAAGAAGAAUAUAUUGAGGAGAUGUGCAUGCAGAUACUGAAGUUUAAGCCUGACGUGGUAAUCACGGAGAAGGGUCUGAGUGAUUUGGCUUGUCAUUAUCUGAGCAAGCAUGGAGUUAGUGCAAUCAGGAGGCUGAGAAAAACUGAUAAUAAUAGAAUUGCUAAGGCAUGUGGUGCUGUUAUUGUGAAUAGACCGGAUGAAUUGCAGGAAUCUGACGUUGGUACUGGUGCUGGGUUAUUUGAGGUUAAGAAAAUUGGAGAUGAGUACUUUGCAUAUAUUGUUGAUUGUAAAGACCCCAAGGCCUGCACCGUACUACUAAGGGGAGCUAGUAAGGAUCUUUUAAAUGAAGUUGAAAGAAACCUACAGGAUGCCAUGUCUGUUGCAAGGAACAUAAUAAAAAAUCCAAAACUUGUUCCUGGAGGUGGUGCAACAGAAUUGACAGUGUCAGCUGCCUUGAAACAGAAGAGUUCUUCUAUCGAGGGCAUAGAAAAAUGGCCGUAUGAAGCUGCUGCCAUUGCUUUUGAAGCUAUACCACGUACUUUGGCACAAAAUUGUGGAGUAAAUGUCAUCCGGACUAUGACUGCUCUCCAAGGAAAACACGCAAAUGGGGAAAAUGCAUGGAUUGGUAUAGAUGGAAAUACUGGUAGCAUCACUGACAUGAAAGAGCGCAAGAUCUGGGAUGCCUACAAUGUGAAGGCGCAAGCUUUUAAGACUGCCAUUGAAGCUGCUUGCAUGCUUCUGAGGAUUGAUGAUAUAGUGAGUGGUAUCAAGAAGAAGCAAGCCCCUGGAGGUUCAGGUUCCUCAAAACCCAAGAUUGAGACCGAGGCAGAUGCUGACAAUGAACAAAUCCUUCCUGACUGAGAAUCUAGGUUCAGUUGACACUGCUUUUUGAUACAGUUGAUGACGUACUAGGUUCUUGGUCUUCAUUAAAUAUUAUCAAAUAUUCUUAGAAGUUCUGGGUCCUUGACUGGGCUGUUUUUUACUGUUUGCAAGAGCGAUUUGUGAACCGUAGUUUAUUUUAAAGACUAUAUUAAUUGGCGUAUGCUUUAUUGGGUGUUUUAGGUCUACUGUUGAGAUUUUGUGGCGGGGUCAAACAUACCAGUUUCACCAAUUUUGUUGAGCUGUUUCAUGUUUCUGUUCCUAUUCGUUUGUGAAACGUUCUUUACAUACACUCACUUCCUCA
Vigna radiata var. radiata (mung bean) is the source of this 2270-nucleotide messenger RNA. RefSeq names its product T-complex protein 1 subunit gamma. Gene Ontology annotation, biological process: protein folding. Gene Ontology annotation, cellular component: chaperonin-containing T-complex. The transcript is spliced from 14 exons. The record is from RefSeq and is a predicted model, not a curated record. Lineage: Eukaryota; Viridiplantae; Streptophyta; Magnoliopsida; Fabales; Fabaceae. Bases 281 to 1948 code for a protein of 555 amino acids. Gene Ontology annotation, molecular function: ATP hydrolysis activity; ATP-dependent protein folding chaperone; ATP binding.